AUGAAAGCGGCGUUUGAAGCAGUUAUACAAGCUUGCAAUGAAAUCGACAUGGUGGCUGCAAAAGAAGGGACGUCAAAUUUUGUGAUGCCGCAUGUUAAACAAGCAUUUAUUAAUUUGGCCGAGGCAUACUUGAUGGAAGCAAAAUGGUGCAGUGAAAAGUACGUCCCAAGCUAUGAGGAGUACAAGAAUAACGGAGUUGUAUCUUCUUUUGGUCCACUUCAGAUAACUUCUUUCCUGGGCCCUGGAAACCUAGCAACCGAAGAGGUGUUUGAUUGGAUUUCCACAAAUCCAAAAAUAAUUGAAGCUGUCUCACUUAUUGGCAGACUCAUGGAUGACGUGGCCACUCAUGAGGACAUUAAUGAAGAGCAUCUGAACAAUCCAUACGACAUCCCAAAAUCUCUGCUUGACUAUGUCGUCAAUUGGGCUAGGGUGUCUGAGGUUGUCUAUGAGAAUCUACAAGAUAGAUUCACCAAUGGCGAGUCCCUCAAACAUUACAUUGUUGUGUUAUGUGCCAAGUUUGAUGGUGAUAUGGAUAUAUUAUGUUUGUUUAUGGAUUGA
Neltuma alba is the source of this 558-nucleotide messenger RNA. RefSeq names its product probable sesquiterpene synthase. The record is from RefSeq and is a predicted model, not a curated record. Lineage: Eukaryota; Viridiplantae; Streptophyta; Magnoliopsida; Fabales; Fabaceae. The transcript is spliced from 3 exons. Gene Ontology annotation, molecular function: magnesium ion binding; terpene synthase activity. The coding region runs from base 1 to 558 and encodes 185 amino acids. Gene Ontology annotation, biological process: terpenoid biosynthetic process.